This is a messenger RNA of Leguminivora glycinivorella, 1252 nucleotides long. RefSeq lists its product as uncharacterized. Gene Ontology annotation, cellular component: membrane. The transcript has 6 exons. Lineage: Eukaryota; Metazoa; Arthropoda; Insecta; Lepidoptera; Tortricidae. Gene Ontology annotation, molecular function: phosphatidylinositol bisphosphate binding. The coding region runs from base 69 to 1016 and encodes 315 amino acids. The record is from RefSeq and is a predicted model, not a curated record.
AUAGAUUUCAUAGUUACAUAUGAAUUCAUUCUUCGCAUAAUAGUCAACGGAAAACGAUAUCUAUCGUAAUGUCAUCGAAAAUAAAUAGUUUCUGCUAUUUCAAAUUGAAUCCUAACACAAUUAAUGAUGUGAGGAAGGAGUAUAACUUACAUACAUAUGGUGCUAUGGAUCAAGCUAUAGAUAUUUUACAUGAUUGGAUUCAGAAACAACCACAUUUCAUGAAGAAAGACUUACCCAGAGAGUAUUUAGAAAGAUGUAUAAUAAAUGCAAAGGGAUCACUAGAAAAAGCUAAAAGAAGAUUAAAUAACCUAUACACUAUGCAAACAAUGACUCCUAUUCUUUUUGAGAAGUGCCAUGCUAUAAAAGACUUUCCGAAUUUAAGAAAUUUUUUCGUAAACGUGCCAAUGCCCAAUAUGUCUGAAGAUAACUGCAGAAUCCAUAUCGGAAAGUUUAUGACAAAAACUGUCACAGCUGCUGGAUGUCUCGAGGCCUAUCAACAUUGCAGAAUUAUUCUAGAAUGUGCAAAACUUUAUGACUAUGCAAAAGGAUAUCACGUAAUCUAUGACUUAAGCGAAGUGAGCGUUGCGGACCUCCUCAGCAACAUAGACUGGGUUGUCUUCCGAACAUGUCUUACUGCUGUGAUUGAAGCAUAUGGUUUUAGACUAAGCACCAUUAACAUUAUAACUUCUUCAACGAUGGUCAACAUGCUGAUAAAGUUUAUAAAACAAUUUGUUAGCGAGAAAAUAGGCAGCCGGAUACAUGCAGUAAAAGACGUGGAAUCUUUACAAGAACAUGUAUCUAAAAAAAUGCUGCCCAAAGAUUACGGUGGUGAACAGAAAUCUAUUUUGGAACUUUACGAUGUAAUGAAUGAAGCAUUUUCCACUGAAGAGAACGUCGCAUUUUUGGAAGAAAUGAAACGCGCCCAUAUCAUUGAAGAGCUGAGGUGUUCUGAUAAUAAUUUAGACACAGAACUCCUUGGAAUACCUGGUUCUUUUAAAUUACUGAAUGUCGAUUGAACACUUUAUUUUCUAUUUUCAAUGUGGGAUAAUUUAAAAUUAUUAUUUAAGAUUGUUAUACUUAGUCUAAAUAAAAAUACUCCCUCAACUCUCUCGCAAAUGCUCAAAGGCUCCAAGGUUAAUUCUGACCACCAUCAGCAGUUCCACUGCACCAAAUGUCACUGUUCUGGACGUAAGUGCAUGCUGUUCUUAUAAAAAUACCAGUUGCUAUAAAGCGUGCCGUUCAGAUUUGAGGA